GUUGUCUACUCGAGGAGGAUGGAUUCAUUCAUAAGACAAGAUCGGCUACUGUGCACCGUAAUACAGGCGAAAGUCCACCGUCGUACAGUGAACGGACUUUAUGGAUCUACAAUCACAUUUUUGACAAGCAAAAGACGACAUCUCCGAGGAUUUCAAGCUUAAACGAGCAGACCUUUUAACGGACUCAACUUGGACACUUCCCCCUUAACAAGGGGAACUGGAUUAAAGCUUCUUCAUGCAACUUUUUUGGAAAGAGACCAAGAGCAUCUCACCGGGGAGUAACAAAAAGAUCACCACCGUAUGCUACCUGCCCUUUAGUACCUAAUCUUCUUGGUUGUACCGGUGCCCUGUUGCUGCAGGUGACAUCGACAACACUCCGGUACCUGCAGGUGUCCCCUUCUCUCUCGGUCCCUCCUGGGAGAUGUACCAAGGGUUCCCCGGUGACGCAGACAGCGGAUCCCGUGGAAGCUCGUCUCCAUCCAUCGAGUCACAGUACCUUUCCUCCGUGGACUCCUUCGGGAGCCCGCCGACCACCAGUGCUCCGCAGGAGUGUGUGUCAGCAGGAGCUGGCCUGAGCAUAGUGGGCAGCGGGCCAGGAACUAGUGUUGGAGGGGAAAUGCCUGGUUCAUUUGUGCCCACCGUCACCGCCAUCACCACCAGUCAGGACUUGCAGUGGAUGGUACAACCAACCCUCAUUUCCUCCCAGGCCUCUGGACAUAGUGGGUCCACUGGCACCACAACCAUGACCCAGCCAGUGUCACUGGUUGACCCAUAUGACAUGCCAGGCCCCAGUUAUUCUUCUGGGUCUGGGUUCAACCCUCUAAGUUCUGAAACGCAAGGCCCCGCACCGGGCCCCAUCCGCCAAUCCAGAACCCGUAACCGCCGUACACGAGACGAGUCUGUGAGUGAAGAUGGAGAUGUUGGUGUGUUACUUUCACCUGAGGAAGAGGAGAAGAGGCGUGUUCGUCGAGAGAGAAACAAGCUGGCAGCCGCCAAAUGCAGAAACCGCAGACGAGAACUCACAGACAGACUGCAGUCGGAGACGGACAUUCUGGAGGAGGAGAAGGCCGAGCUGGAAGCUGAGAUCUCUGAGCUGCAGAAGGAGAAGGAGCGCCUGGAGUUUGUCUUGGUGGCCCAUCAGCCCAAUUGCAAGAUCCCAUACCAGGACCAGUCCCAGCAGGGCUCAGCGCAGCUCCCUCCAGUGCCGCCCCAGCUCGCCCCCCAGACCUUACAUCCUCCCGUCUCCAUUGUGGGCUUGGCUGUGAAGGAAGACUCUUUCUAUCUGCCUCCUGCCUACACAGCCCAUCCGUCCUCUACACAUUCCCAGCCUACGGUUCAGCAGCAGCAGCAGCAGCAGCAGCAGCAGCAGCAGCAGCAGCAGCAGCAGCAGCAGCAGCAGCAAGUCCAGCCGCAGCCUCAGCCAGGGAUGAUGCAGGAGGUAGAGUUUUCUAGUUCUUUCUAUGGCUCAAGUGAGCCAACACAAGGCGGGCCGUGCCUUAUGGCCAGCGACAGUGGUGGUGGUGGUGGUAACCAUGACGAUGCGGCCAUUGGCAGCUACAACACCUCAUACACAUCUUCAUUUGUGUUCACCUACCCAGAGGGAGCCUGCGGGGUCAGUGCCAACCAGCGGAACAGCAGUAGCGAGCAGUCAUCUGAUUCCUUGAACUCGCCUUCGCUGCUGGCGCUCUGACUGACCGACAGACACACGCGCACACAUAUCAACACGCACACACAUUAUGCUGGCUGGAAGUAGAGCCAGAGGCAAGUACAUGCACAGUUCCUUCAGUAUCAGCCUCAAAGUUUGAGAAAAAAAAAAAACAUUUGAAUGAUUGAUUCAAAGUUUCAACAUUCUAUAAUGCAUUCCAAUAAAGAGCCAUACAAAUAGUUGCACAUGAAUAAUAUUAGAUUUUACAUUUAACAUUGAGCUUAAACAAAAGAAAGUUUCUUUUUUUAUAUGAUCAGUAUACCUGAAAAUGGACAAGAGGAGUGAAUAAGACUGAGUCAAGUCUAAGAUGCCAGCACAAGUGCUUUGAAUUACCGGAUUAUUUCACACAUAAUAUUCUAAAUCGUCAACAUGCACAGUACAUUGACAUGCCAAAGGGCACCACAGCCCCCACCUUGUUCCCUCUGUCGGUUGCCCAAUGCUCUUGCUCUCAUUCUUCUUCCAUCCUUUUUCUCCCUUCUUCCUCUUGCUGAAUGUAUUUGUGCAAAUCUGAAAUAGGGACGAAGGACACCUUGUUCAGGGUCUUUUCUUGUGGGAGACAGACAGCUGAUUUCUUGCUCACCUCUUACGCUUCAUCUGCUCGACUUUCUUCUGCUUCUCCAUCUGCUGCUUGGACUUGGCAAGUUUGGGAUCUGAUUGUCACAGCCACCACUAUAUCUUGUGCUUUCUUCUCUGGUUUUUUUAAAAACUGCCGUCUGCCUACCUGCCAUGCGACCCAUCUCUGCCCAUCUCUUUUUCUCCUCCUCUGUCUCUCUGUUUCUUCUCUCUGAAGUCCUCGACCCCUGAGAGCCCGAAGACCCCCUCCAGCCCUUGGGACCUUGAGUGAAAGACAAGCCAGCUUACACACCAUUUUGCACCCUCUGAUAAAAGGACAGGACCCUGCUGAUUCAGAAGAGUAUUUUAUUUUCUGAGCGGAUCCUUACAGAGAACAGCAGCUAAAAACACAAACGCACAUGAACGCAUAAUCAAUGAACGCAAAAUGCAAGACAGAUGCCACUGUCUCCUGCUGAGCCAUUUUUUUAAUGAUGAGAUAAAUCUUUUGUUGAAAGUGAAUAUGGAGAGAGGUUUAUGAGGAAUUAAGGAAGGAAGCCCAACCAAGCUGGACAGACUCAAAUGGGAGAUGAUGAAAAAAGUGAUGACGCCCAUUCAAACAAUCGAUUUUUGGAACCAAAUGUUUAAAACAAAGCAAAAAAAAAAAAAAAAAAAGAAGAAAGAAAAAAUCCUGCUCUUGCCAACUGUGUGGAAGGCUGACCUCAGAUAAACACCUCCAUACCACAGAGCCUCAUCACCCUGGGCCUACAUGCGCACAUACACAACAUCGCUUUAAAGUCUCUGAACUGAAGAUACAGUUGUUUUGUUGCAGCGCACCAGCUCGGUGUUUUGCUGAGAAUCAAUCAGAUGUGAAUGCCUUUAUUUAGAGGAGAGACUGUUUUUUGUAGUGAUUCAGACAACCUCUAAACAUUGGGCUCAGUGGUCUCUGUACCUCCCCUGUUCUCUCAGCGGAGACGAGGCGGGGUGCGUUUAUUGUGAGUGCGUCCGUCCACUCUGAGGCACCUGGCCCGUUUAUUUCUUUCUUUAUUGAGGUUGAUAUGGCGUGAGCACAAAGCAAGCCUGGAAAAAAAAAGGGGGGAGAACAUGUGGGCUGAUGUCGAGGAGUGAGCGUCCCUUUGCCUGUGAAUUUGUACGACUUGUUUUUCCUGUAUGUUUGAGUGAGAGUUGUUCUAUAUUUGAAUGUCUUUGUUCGUUUGUGUAUCUGUUUUGCGUAGACCUCUGCUUUUAUUUGUACUGUUGUCGUAUCUUGGUUUUGUUUGUCUUUUUUUUUUUUUUCAAUCGGGAUAUUUCCUUAUAACUGUUACUAUUAUUGCCUUGUAACAAUUGUUUUUUUAUUUUAUUGUAUUUUCAUUUGGCAACUUUGGAGGCAUGUUGUGCACUACAAAAAAAAAACAUCUUAAAAGUCUAUAUGCAUAUACAUACGUAUAUACAAAUCACAUGUAUAUAAAAGUGUAUGAACCAUGAUUGUAAAGUAUGAAUGUUUGCGGAUCUUAAAUGGGAUAUUUUUGUCAAUGAAGAACAAGAAAAGAUGUUACUGAGGUUUAGUUUUAAAAUGAAUAUUUUUCUAAAGGAACAAAAAAAGACUAUAACACAUUAAAGUACUGCCCUGUCCCUAGAAAUGAAGCACGAUGUCACUGCCUCUGUCAAUGUGUAUUUAUGUUUUAUAAACAAUAUAAAGCACUAUACAAGUUACAUUCAAUGUAUGUUUAUUAUGAUGAUGUAAGAAGGUUGUGGUAACGCCUUUGUUUUGUUUCUUCAUUUUUUUCUGUGAGGUCUGUCCUAAUGCUACUGACACCUUAAUGCCACUUGAUCCUUAGCAGAUCAAACUGAGGGGGAAAAAAACAAGUGUGAUUGAAUGUUAAUACACGUAUUAAAAGUGUUCAGACUACAACAUAAAGACUAAACUGUUUCAUUUUAAAGGGCAAAGUAUUAAUAACCCAGUAUGCAUUUCUGUCCAGUAUAAACAUAUCACUCCAUAACAUUGUUGCUUCUAACUGAAAUGUGUGUUUUUGAAGGAUAACCACAGUUUAAGCCUUGAUAUUAACAUUAUCUUGUUAAAUCAUUCUUGUAUUCAAUUUGUUGUUUAAAUAACAUAAAGCCUUUAUUGUGAUUGUAUUUGCUGGAUAAGAAGCUUUAUUUUCAAUAAAUAAAAAAUGUUUAUUCACAACAAUUACAGGAUUAAUAAUGUAGAUUUGUGUUCAAAUUUGGCUCUUGGUUGUCAGAAAAUGGGCAGACCUCAUUUUAUUUUGAUGUUGAAUUUAUGACUGUGUUUGUACAGAUGUCAAGAUGCCUUUUAAGUUCUCUCCAAAUGCAAUGUGAUGAGAAUAUGUUCUGGUGUAUCAGAAUAAGCAUAAAACAUAUUCAAUAGUUCUCAUGUACAUAGGUUUAUGUGGUGCUACUUAUAGUUUACUAUAAUAACGAGGCAGUUUCACAUUGUAAGGUUAUAGGGUCACACAUCGCUGAGGACAUUAUAAGCAGAAUAGAAGCCAUGAACAGUGAAUUCUCCAGCAGCUAAAGCUCUACGAGCCGAGAAAUCACGCUUUGAUUUCAUCAGAGUUUAAUAUCAAUUUCCUGCAACAUCUUUAAGAUGUUUAAAGUUGGUCUCAGAGGGCCCCUGUACUGUGCCUGCACUCUACACACUUAAGCCCCUUAUCAGCUCACAGAGGAUUCAUACUUUUAUCAAAUAUCUUUGACUGGGGUUUAGUUGAAGUGGUCCAAAAGCUUUUUUUUCUAUAAAGUUACAAUCACAAAGGAGUAGUUAAGAAAAUGAUAAAUAUUAUCAUCUACUAUUAUGAAACAGAGAAACUGCAUGCACCUCUACCUGUAUGGCUUUAUUGGUGUCAACUGAACAAGAGCAUUCCUAUUUUUCUAUGCUAAGGCAAAUGUUGCUGUGUAUGUUAAUUUUCCCAUUCAUAAGCUGAUUUAAAAUCAAAUGCAAUACUUACUAUCUUCUUGGAUAAACAUAAUGUAGCAUAUAACGCAGUGCUCAAACUGACUGCUACUAUAUGUCAAGUGUGAUGCUGUAUUGCUUAAGUUACAUCAUUUUGUUAAAAGAUGAAAAAUUAUCCUUAAACAAUUUUAACAUUUGGUUUUGAAACAAUCAUGACAACGAAAAUAUUUUGAUCUUUUCUUUUUAUGUUUGAUUAUGUGUAGGGGCACUUGCAAGGUUUCAAGGAGUCAAUGCUGCUUCUUUUCUAAUCAAUCCCUUCAUUAAUGUGUCAUUCCUUUUGAUUUUUGCAAAGUUCUUUUCAUGUGUUUUCUUGGAGCAAAAAUGUCAAAUUUAAAACAGGGCUUUUUGCUUUAUUUUUUGGCUACCUCAGUGAAAGGGCCAAAGAAACUUGUUUUAGAUGUAGAAUUGUGAGACUUCAAUAAUAAGUCAUUUCAAACACAAAAAUAUUCACGAUUACCUUGUGAUGCUCUGAUUUCAAUUGGCCAUAUUUUGGUACAAACACCAAAACUUUUUGCACAGCAUAUUUAUGUUCUGAUAAAUUGUUUUUCAAAACUUCAUCCUCAUUGCUUCGACCAAAGUUUAUGAAAACUUGCCAUGUUGCUUCUGCAAACCCUGUGUUGAGAUCUUGUGUGUCCACUUCAGCUUCUGGCCCUUUUUGUUACUGUAUAAAAGUUUACAUGAUCAACUAAUUUCAUGGUUUCUAGACUGCAGAAGUUGGGUGAGCUGUCUCAUAUCAAGAUGGUUUGACCAAAUGCCAUGUAUUUCCAAAUUGUGAAGAAAAUGCAUAAAUAAACAUAUUACAACAUA
This is a messenger RNA of Labrus mixtus (cuckoo wrasse), 6032 nucleotides long. It is a transcript of the gene fosb, whose product is annotated as FBJ murine osteosarcoma viral oncogene homolog B. Gene Ontology annotation, cellular component: nucleus. The transcript has 5 exons. Gene Ontology annotation, biological process: regulation of transcription by RNA polymerase II. The record is from RefSeq and is a predicted model, not a curated record. NCBI's taxonomy places the organism in Eukaryota, Metazoa, Chordata, Actinopteri, Labriformes, Labridae. Bases 422 to 1690 code for a protein of 422 amino acids. Gene Ontology annotation, molecular function: DNA-binding transcription factor activity, RNA polymerase II-specific; RNA polymerase II cis-regulatory region sequence-specific DNA binding.